This is a messenger RNA of Acipenser ruthenus (sterlet), 3720 nucleotides long. RefSeq names its product ectonucleoside triphosphate diphosphohydrolase 2-like. Bases 220 to 1713 code for a protein of 497 amino acids. Lineage: Eukaryota; Metazoa; Chordata; Actinopteri; Acipenseriformes; Acipenseridae. The transcript has 9 exons. Gene Ontology annotation, biological process: nucleoside diphosphate catabolic process. Gene Ontology annotation, cellular component: plasma membrane. The record is from RefSeq and is a predicted model, not a curated record. Gene Ontology annotation, molecular function: UDP phosphatase activity; GDP phosphatase activity.
GGAAACAGCAUCACGCCCCGCACAGAUCCUUACAGAUAACACAGCCUUCCCUCGAGCACUCUGCUCUGAGCUUCCUGGUGCUGAACUUCAGCGCAGGCUUGCUGCAGCUGCUAACAGUAUCGCCGCCCCGGCUUUCGUGCUGCACAGCUCACCUCCACGUGCGCGCCUGCAUCCUCUCUCCGCCUGCGUUCAACAGACAGCCCGGCGCGCUUUGCGCAAAUGGAACAGAAAGCUGGUGUUGCGUGCGUCGCCGCUUUACUCCUGCUCGCUGGAGUGGUCGGGAUUAUACUGCUGGCGGGUCCCACCAAAGACGUGAGGGAGUCCCCGGAUUACAAGUAUGGAAUCGUGCUGGACGCUGGCUCCUCCCACACCGCCAUGUACAUUUACAAGUGGCCAGCGAACAAGGAGAACGACACGGGCAUCGUGAGCGAGCACAGCCAGUGCAAGGUGAAAGGGGCUGGGAUCUCAAGCUAUGCCAGCAACCCUCCUGGGGCAGGACAGAGUUUGGUGGGGUGUCUGGACCAGGCUGUGCAGGACGUCCCGAAGGCGAGGCACGCACAGACCCCCAUCUACCUGGGAGCCACCGCGGGCAUGAGGCUGCUCAACCAGACCAGUCCUAGUGACUCGGACCGGGUCCUCAGCACCGUGGCGUCCACGAUCCGCUCCUACCCCUUCGACUUCCGUGGAGCCAGUAUCCUGACGGGCCAGGAGGAGGGCGUGUUCGGCUGGGUGACCGUCAACUACCUGCUGGAGAACUUUGUCAAGUAUGGCUGGGUGGGGCGCUGGGUGAACCCCAGCAGGGACACGGUGGGCGCCAUGGAUUUCGGGGGCGCCUCGACGCAGAUCACCUUCGUGACGCAUGAGAAUAGCAGUGAGGAUGAGAUGAACCUGCGGCUGUACGGACAGGGGUACAGGAUUUACACACACAGCUUCCUCUGCUAUGGGAGGGACCAGGUGCUCAGGAAGGUCCUGUCCAAGGUCUUCAAGUCUCAGGGCUAUGGGAAGGCUGUGACUCACCCCUGCUGGCCGGCCGGUUACUCUGCACAGGUGACGCUGGGUUCAGUGUACGACUCUCCCUGCACGGCCCAUGAGAAACCCAGCGGGUACCGCUCUGAUUACAGCAUGCAGGUGACCGGGUCUGGGGACUGGCAGCAGUGCCGCUCGGACGUCAGCCAGAUCUUCGACUUCCAAACCUGCAAGCACUCCAAGUGCUCCUUCAACGGAGUGUUCCAGCCCAACGUCUCGGGCAACUUCAUGGCGUUCGCUGCGUUCUAUUACACCCACAGCUUCAUCCAGAGGACCACAGGCAUCAGGGUGGGCUCUGUGGAUGAGCUAGACCGGGCAGUGCAGGGCAUGUGUGCCAUGAAGUUUGACGAGAUGCUGCAGAAAGCUCCGGACCAGAAGACUCGGAUCCAGGAUUACUGCACGAUCGGCAUCUUCAUGCAGCUGCUCACCACGCAGGGCUACAAGUUUGACAACAGCACCUUCCCCAGCAUCUCCUUCCAGAGGAAGGCGGCUGACACCUCUAUCGGCUGGGCUCUGGGCUACAUGCUGAACCUCAGCAACAUGAUCCCCGCGGAGAGCCUGGCACUGCGCAAGGGCAUGCAGUUUGGUGCCUGGGUGGCGCUCCUCAUCCUCUUAGUGCUCGUCAUCCUCUGCUCUCUGCUGCUGCUGCUGCUGUACCGCUCCAAGAAAGAGGCCAGCGUGAUCUAACCGGCCCCCCACGCGUCCGUCCUGCUGCCCUGCCCGGACUCGCUGCAUGGAUGUGCAUUGACUGAUCCGUCCCGCGAUGGACAGCCCCACAUUUAAACUCUUUAUAAUGAUAACACCCGCCCCCGAAAACGGUCUGUGCAAACUCCUGAUGUAAUAACAUGUCCGCUUGCUUGAGGUUUACUUUAGUUUUUAUCUACAGGAUUUUGCAGGAGGGUGCUGGGAGAGGGGCUUCGCUUUGUGUGUUUGCAGGGUGGGGUUUGUUUCUGAUGUUUUGUCUGGUGUGGGGUGGUGCUGGGACUCCCGUUGCAGAGCAGUUUGAUCCCUUCCAGGUUUUACACACUGAGUGUAAUCAGAUAACAGCAGUACAAGUGUGGGAGCUCCCCGCAGCGCCUGGACUGGCUCCACCUGCCCUUCAACAGGACUCUGAUUAGCAGCCCUGAGAUCUGGCUGCAGCUCCUGUUCUUACUCAGUGCGCGUUCUCCACAGUGUGUUCAAGUGCUACAAAAACAAUGACAGUGAACUCGUGGGCCACCACAAAGCGGGAAGUGAAUCUGGAUGGAGGAACAUCUCUGUUGUUUUUCACGUUAACAAUUAAAAAAGAAACGAGAAGGAAAUCACAACAGAUGAGCAGUUGCCCCCGGAGACCAGCCAGGUGGUCAGAUAGAAGCAGCCAGUUCAAGCAGCAGUUACAUUGCCUUCAGUUCACCUCUAUAACAGACUGAACUGAGGCUGUGCUGUGAGACAGUCUCCUGUGAGAGCACCCAGUCCCUCUGCUGUCCCUGCUUCUGUCUGACCCGUCAGUGCGCGGUGAUGUCACCCUCCAGUCAUUGUGAUGUCACCGUGAGCUCCACCAAUGGCACGCAGUAUCCCAGGUGUGCACUGUUAAGAGUGGCUCAUGUAAAAUUCUUUGCUUCUUCUUUUCUAAACUGUGUAUUUCUCUAUAUUCUUUAGUGAUGUUGCUCUUGUCACGCUGUUCCUAGAUGUAAUGUAAUCAUUCAGGUAAGGAUGGUGCAGACUGUGGGUUCGGUAUCACUCUGUGGGUUCGGUAUCACUCUGUGGGUUCGGUAUCACUCUGUGGGUUCGGUAUCACUCUGUGGGCUCGGUAUCACUCUGUGGGUUCGGUAUCACUCUGUGGGUUCAGUAUCACUCUGUGGGUUCGGUAUCACUCUGUGGGUUGGGUAUCACUCUGUGGGUUGGGUAUCACUCUGGGCUCGGUAUCACUCUGUGGGUUCGUUAUCACUCUGUGGGCUCGGUAUCACUCUGGGUUCGGUAUCACUCUGGGCUCGGUAUCACUCUGUGGGUUCGGUAUCACUCUGUGGGUUGGGUAUCACUCUGGGCUCGGUAUCACUCUGUGGGUUGGGUAUCACUCUGUGGGUUGGGUAUCACUCUGGGCUCGGUAUCACUCUGUGGGUUCGUUAUCACUCUGUGGGCUCGGUAUCACUCUGGGUUCGGUAUCACUCUGUGGGCUCGGUAUCACUCUGUGGGUUCGGUAUCACUCUGUGGGCUCGGUAUCACUCUGUGGGCUCGGUAUCACUCUGUGGGCUCGGUAUCACUCUGGGUUCGGUAUCACUCUGUGGGCUUGGUAUCACUCUGUGGGUUCAGUAUCACUCUGUGGAGUCGUUAUCCGAACAGUGGACCAUGGCUUCAGAGUGAUGCCAGCCCUGCAGACACAUGCAUGUUUUUAUAGGAAGGUUUUUAAUGCCUGUUCAGUUAAGUGAUAAAGUUUCCCUGACAUACCGGUAGAAACCUCACAAAUCUAACCAUUAUGCACCAGUGCUCCGUGUGAUUCUUGCUUUGCAAUGCGGAGUCUUUUCACAUUAGCGGAUCACACAUCACCAGCACUGGCCACACAGGGUAUUUGGAUCCGCUAGUAAAGGGGUGUAUGCAGGAGGAGCAAUGCUGGGGAACACACUGCAGCUGAAACCUGCAGCAUUGCGAGCUGCAUUCACUGAGGACGCAAUGCACGUCUUUGUACAGCUUUCUGAACACGAUUUGUUUCUUUAUAUA